GUUCUGUGUUUCUUCCGCUUCAACAACCUGCAGUGACCGGUGACUCGUCCAGUCACAGCCAAAAAUUCCUUCCAACGUAGCCGACACCACAACACCACAACAACGCAAAGACGAACAGAAAUGUCCAAUACCAGACCGUGACUGUAUAGACUAUAUAUAUAUCUUCCUUGUCUCUUGUUGUUAUCUACCUAUCUCUGGAUGCCACCAUCAAAACGGGAAGUGUGAACAUCUACUGGAAGCUCAGCCCGCCCGAGCGAAAGAUAUUCGUCUACCUUCUUCUGCCCUCCCUCCACUUCCCCCCACAGACCCGGCAACAGAGUUUUUUUUAAUUCAUUCAUUUUAUAUCUCCUAGAAUGGCAACAACCGACUUGAAGCGAGGUUAUAUUCUACUGGCGGUAGCACUGGGUUGUGCCUUUCAAUUAUCACAGUUCGUCAGGAGCCAACAAGCAAUACUGGGCAAGCUUGAUCCUUUUGAAGUUGGGGAUCACCCUUCCCAGAAAGAUCCACCACCAGUAGAGGCCGGGGCGCUUGCCAAGGGUCAACAAAUUGCGUUGGGAUCUGUUGCCCACGGUACUUUGCUUACUGACGAAAUCCUGGCCAGAAUCAAAGGCAACGUGGACCAAGAGGUACAAGACGCUUCCACACCAGAGGAAGGACAACGGCCACGGGUGGAUAUCUGGUCGGCACUUGGAGGAAAUCAUAAUAUUCCAUCCAGAGAAGGAGGGUCGCCAGAGGACGUGGGGUCGCCAGAGCAAGACGAUGUCGAUGAGAAUGGCAGUCCUCUUGUCGAUUAUAAUCCCUUCUUUGAAGCCACCAAAUUCAACUAUAGCCAACCAACCAAGCCCACAGAAUAUACCUUGCCAGCUCCAAAUCGAACCAACCAAUCUACAAUCGUCAUAUGUCUCAGUGCUCGCGACAAUUUUGAACGACGAGCUGCCAUCCGGGAAACCUGGUCCAAAGGAAAUGAUAAUGUUUACUUUGUCAUUGGUGGACCAGUUCCAGGAAAUCAUAAAGACAUGAACUUGGAAAAUCCUCUCAGCACUUCCUCCUUGUUGCUUCAGGAACAGGCCAGAUUUGGAGAUAUUAUUGACUGCAUCCAUCCAGACACAUACAAGUCAUUGCCAUUCAAACUGCACUUUGCAACUAGAUGGGUGAUGCGCAAUCUCCCAAAUGUGGAGUGGGUGGUCAAAGUGGAUGAUGACUGUGUUGUCAGAGUAAAAUUAUUGCAAUUCUUUGUCUUGCGGCAAAUGAACCCCAAUCAUCCUCAGGUCAUUGGAACUAUUGCCGUAGGGGCACGGCCACACAGGAGUGGUAAGUGGGCAGAAGACCCAAAGUACACAGCAGAUGAAUAUCCACCUUGGGCAUUUGGAUCUGCUGGGUAUGUGGUGAGUAAACCGGUGGCGCAGUAUGUGGCAGACCAUGAUCAUUACUACUAUCAGGGUGAAGAUGCUGGCUUGGGGAUUUGGCUAGCAGAUAGUGGGAUGCAGGUGACAUGGGUAGACAGUCCCGAAUUACGGAAAGAUGAAGGCUGCCUGGAUCAACUGUAUAUUAUUGGCCAUGACCUAAGUGUUGAAAAAAUCUAUGAAUGUUUUGGCAAACUGGGAGAUGAGGUCCCAGAAAGGAAAUACAUUAUCGCUUUCUCGGCAGGUAGAAAAGACCAAUUUGCAGGUAGAAUAAGAAACCCAAACUAGCAAGCAAGCACAGUUAGUGAC
Messenger RNA from Seminavis robusta, 1712 nucleotides. The record is from the annotation of a GenBank genome assembly. NCBI's taxonomy places the organism in Eukaryota, Bacillariophyta, Bacillariophyceae, Naviculales, Naviculaceae.